UUCCACCCUCUGCGCCACAGAAAAAACGCAGGAGUCAAAAACACAUUUGCUCCAGAGAAGAAAUAUUACCAGCUGCGAAUUUUUUUCAAAGCCCCAAGAGAGCUUCCAAUGGCUUCCGCCACCGCCUCCAUCUCGUCGCACCCCGCCGCGCUCCGCGACGUCAAAGCCGCGAGGAUUGGCGCCGUGAGGCAGCAGGUGGCCGUGGCCCCGUCAGCGGCGGCGCGGGGCCAGCGCGCUCGGGCGGUGCGCCCGCUGCGCGCGGCGGAGCAGGGGAGGCAGCCGGUGUCGGCCUCCGCGGCGUCGGCGGCGCCGGUGGCGCCCGUGGCCGACGAGGCCGCGGCCCCCGCCGCGGUGGACUACGAGGCCCUGGCGCGUGAGCUGGAGGGCGCGUCGCCGCUGCAGGUCAUGGAUCGGGCGCUGGCCAUGUUCGGAUCCGAGAUCGCCAUCGCGUUCAGUGGCGCGGAGGACGUGGCGCUGAUCGAGUACGCGAAGCUGACGGGGCGCCCCUUCCGGGUGUUCAGCCUGGACACGGGCCGCCUGAACCCGGAGACCUACCAGUUCUUCGACAAGGUGGAGAAGCACUACGGCAUCCGCAUCGAGUACAUGUUCCCGGACGCCGGCGAGGUGCAGGAGCUGGUGCGGACCAAGGGCCUCUUCUCCUUCUACGAGGACGGCCACCAGGAGUGCUGCCGGGUGCGCAAGGUGCGGCCGCUGCGCAGGGCCCUCAAGGGCCUCAGGGCCUGGAUCACCGGCCAGAGGAAGGAUCAGUCCCCCGGCACCAGGGCAAGCAUCCCCGUCGUUCAGGUUGAUCCUUCAUUUGAAGGCCAGGAUGGCGGAGCUGGUAGCUUGAUCAAGUGGAACCCCGUGGCCAACGUCGACGGCAAGGACAUCUGGACAUUCCUGAGGACCAUGGACGUCCCUGUCAACACCCUGCACGCUCAAGGUUACGUGUCAAUUGGUUGCGAGCCGUGCACCAGGCCGGUCCUGCCGGGGCAGCACGAGCGUGAAGGCCGGUGGUGGUGGGAGGACGCCAAGGCCAAGGAGUGCGGCCUUCACAAGGGCAACAUCGAAAAGGACGGGCAGGCGGCGGCGCCCAAGUCCGCCAACGGCAACGGCUCGGCGGGCGCCCCGGACAUCUUCGAGAGCCCCGCCGUGGUGUCCCUGACCCGGACCGGGAUCGAGAACCUGCUGGGCCUGGAGAACCGCGCGGAGCCGUGGCUCGUGGUGCUGUACGCGCCGUGGUGCCCCUUCUGCCAGGCCAUGGAGGCCUCCUACGUGGAGCUGGCGGAGAAGCUGGCGGAUUCCGGUGUGAAGGUGGCCAGGUUCCGCGCCGACGGCGAGCAGAAGCCGUUCGCGCAGGCGGAGCUGCAGCUGCAGAGCUUCCCCACCGUGCUCCUGUUCCCGAGCCGCACCGCCAGGCCCAUCAAGUACCCGUCCGAGAAGAGGGACGUCGACUCGCUCCUCGCCUUCGUCAACAGCCUCCGGUGAGAGGCCGCCAGGGAGCGAGAGUCAUCGUUCUCUGUCUGUGUCUGUCCAUGGUGGUGGUGUUGGCGAUUGGUGUCGUUGGUCCGUCUAGCAUUGUACUUAGAGAGGGAGGAGAGGUAUCAGAGAGAGGGAAUUGGGGACGAUAGGAACAGAGGGAGGGGUUCAGAAAUACUUCAGAUGCAGAUGAUUGAUGCAUCUCUAGCUUUUGUCACUGCAAAUGAUUGCAGGUAAACCUGAAGGUCCGGUGGUGUAGGGCAAAAGGUCGAGGUUAUUUAUGUACUUAUAGCUAGUGGGUGAGUUGGUGACAGAGGAUUGUACGGGUAAAAUCAAAUAAGAAAAAUCAGUUUUGGUAGUUCUUUA
Messenger RNA from Setaria italica (foxtail millet), 1845 nucleotides. RefSeq names its product probable 5'-adenylylsulfate reductase 1, chloroplastic. Gene Ontology annotation, molecular function: phosphoadenylyl-sulfate reductase (thioredoxin) activity. NCBI's taxonomy places the organism in Eukaryota, Viridiplantae, Streptophyta, Magnoliopsida, Poales, Poaceae. The record is from RefSeq and is a predicted model, not a curated record. Bases 109 to 1488 code for a protein of 459 amino acids. The transcript has 5 exons.